AUGGUCUCCGCUAUCGCCUCGAAGCUCUUCACACCGUUCGUUCUUGGCGGCAAGAAAUCCCCCGUCGAGCUCAAGCAUCGCGUCGUCAUGGCUCCAUUGACACGCCUCCGUACUGGUGACAGCGGCGUCCCCACCGCUCUAGUGGCCGAGCACUACGCGCAACGAGCCACGGAUGGAGGUCUGCUGAUCGCCGAAGCCACCAACAUCAGCCCUACAGCUCGCGGAUACUUUGGUGCCCCCGGCCUCUUCACACAAGACCAAGUGGACGGCUGGAAGCUGGUAACCAAGGCCGUGCACGACAAGGGGGGCAAGAUCUUCGUGCAGCUCUGGCACACGGGACGCGUUGGUCACCCACUCAACCAACCGGAUGGACAACUGCCAGUGUCGUCGAGCGCGACGAGCGUCGACGAUCUCACGUCGCACGCCGUCACGCGCGAGGGUCGCAAGGACUACGUCACGCCUCGCGCAGUGGAGAUCGAGGAGAUCCCGAGCAUCGUUGAGGACUAUAAGAAAGCGUCGGAGAAUGCCAUCGCCGCAGGUUUUGAUGGAGUCGAGAUCCACGCAGCUAAUGGAUACUUCUUGGAGCAAUUCCUGUGUGACGGCAUGAACAAGCGCACGGAUAGAUACGGCGGCAGUAUUGAGAACCGCGCGCACAUCAUCUUGGAGGUGGUGGAGGCCAUUCUGUCCAGUCUACCGUCGAGCCAAGUUGGCAUCCGGUUGUCUCCUUUCGGCGACACUUUCGGCUGCAAAGACUCGUCCCCCAGCCAGACCUACGGCUACGUCGUGGACAAGCUCAACGACUACGACCUGGCGUACGUGCACCUCAUCGAGCGUCGAGGAAUGCACGCAGCCAACGUCCAGGUGCCCGAAGUCGGCGUCACUCGUCACUUCCGCGACGCCUACAAGGGCGUGCUGGUCACGGCUGCGGGCUACGACCGUGAGGAUGCCAUCAAGACAGUCGAGGAAGGAGCGGCAGACCUCGUCGCCUUCGGACGCGACUUCAUCGCCAACCCCGACCUCGUGGAGCGUCUACGCGUCGGCGCGGAGCUCAACGCGCAGAACCCCAAGACCUUCUACCCUCAACCAGACGUGCCUCUGGAGAGCGGAUACACGGACUACGCGUUCCUCGCGCAGAAGGAGUAA
Phytophthora sojae is the source of this 1143-nucleotide messenger RNA. RefSeq lists its product as hypothetical. The transcript has a single exon. The record is from RefSeq and is a predicted model, not a curated record. Lineage: Eukaryota; Oomycota; Peronosporomycetes; Peronosporales; Peronosporaceae. Bases 1 to 1143 code for a protein of 380 amino acids. Gene Ontology annotation, molecular function: FMN binding; oxidoreductase activity.